AUGAGUCAACCACCACACGUUUCUGAUUCCUCUCAUCCAUUUCAAGACCAUGGUUGUUUGGAAGGAACUGUUCCUCCUCCACCACCUCUGGGCUCUCUCAUCCCUGUCAAUUGGAAUGCUCGGAAUAAGAAAUUUCAUUUUGAUGAUCAACAACAAGAAAGGGAAUAUCAAGUCCCUUGUGGCCACAAGAAACGAAUACAAAUACAACCCUAUUUGCAUUACAAUUUGAAUCGUAAUUUUACAAUCAUGACCUAUUUGGAUGAAUUUAAUGAGCUCACUAAAUGUCCAACAUUGAUAAGCUUUGGAGGACCACAUGUAAGAGAUAAAACCAUUUAUUACUUGGAAUUGGAUCCUCCUAAAACAAGAGUGGAUUUAGAGGAUGACAUGUACCGUGUGGAGUAUGAGUGGAAGGAAUUACAAACCAUUGAAAACAAUCAUGGGGAGUUGUUCAAAUAUCACGUGUUACAAAUCCAAAAUGGUUGUAUUGUUUAUUCAAAAAAACUUCAACGAUUAAUUGUUUUCGAAUGUGGUGAUUAUAAUUAUUUAAGAUUUUACUUUUUAUGCUUGAAAAAUCGUUCGUGGAUCAAGAAAAAGUUUCAAGUACCCUCUUGGAGUUAUUCUUGGGAUUAUUUGUUGACAAAAUAUGAUGAAGAAGGAACCAAAGGUUUAUUAAUGACUCGUUCAUUCAUGACUGUUGCAAUAGUUGACUUUGAAGAGUUGCUAUCUUCGAAUGAUCUUCAACUGAUUGAAAAAACAUCCCUUACCAUAGAUGUCAAGCACGUUACUUUUGUAUCUGCACGAAUGAUCGUUCCAUUAUCAAUACAGCAGCAAUUGUUAAUAGUAGGAGCUAAGGAAGAGUCACAAGUGCAUACGAUUGACCUGAACAACAAGUCCAACACAACUACUGGCAUUCAUGAAGGUUUGCAGAUAUUCAAUCAUCUACAUCAUGCAGCAAGUGCAUACCCUUUGGAACUAUCGACAUCGUCGUUAACAGGAGAACAAGUACUGAUUACACUAGUUGGAGAACAGAAAGAGCAUUUAUUUUUUGAAUAUAACACACAAACACAAAUGUCAACAGUGUUGUUACAUAAUUCAUUGCCAAUCAAAUUGGAACAUCAUGCACUCUUUUCACCUUUCCUUUGUACGUAUAGAAAUAGGAGAAAUGAAAGAUGUGCAGUAUACCUUCCAAACCUUGACAUUUUGUACAAAAUCAAGUUAGAUUAUGACAAACCUGAAUGUGCUUUUCCUUACUUGAAAAGGCAAUUAUUGUCUCCUAAAAAUUCCAACAUCAUGGACAUGAUAUUUAUUUUCAAAUAA
Molecule: messenger RNA, 1317 nt
Organism: Naegleria fowleri
Lineage: Eukaryota; Heterolobosea; Eutetramitea; Acrasida; Naegleriidae
Exons: 1
Coding region: 1-1317 (438 amino acids)
Source: RefSeq, a predicted model, not a curated record